Messenger RNA from Camelina sativa (false flax), 1221 nucleotides. The record is from RefSeq and is a predicted model, not a curated record. NCBI's taxonomy places the organism in Eukaryota, Viridiplantae, Streptophyta, Magnoliopsida, Brassicales, Brassicaceae.
CUUGGAUGCUUGCAGGACGUGUUUGUUGUGUCGUGUCCAUAUGUAGGAUCCCAGUGGUCAACUCUACCUGAAUCAAUGUUCCUGUAAUUCAUUUUCACCUGUUGAACUGACUACUGAGAUUCAAGGAACCUGUAUGUUCUGAAACAGUGAAACAAGACUAGAUCCCAGACAUUCAGAUCUCCAUGGAAAGAUCUUUUGUUCAUAAUCAGAAAAUGGCUAAAACAAGGGAAAGCUUGAGAGAGAAUCCUAGAUGGAGUCUUGGAGGCAUGACUGCUCUUGUAACAGGUGGCUCCAAAGGCAUCGGAGAAGCUGUGGUGGAGGAACUAGCUAUGCUGGGAGCAAGAAUCCACACAUGUGCCAGAGAUGAAACUCAACUUCAAGAAAGCUUACGUAAAUGGCAAGCAAAAGGGUUUCAGGUUACCACUUCUGUCUACGACGUUUCUUCUCGUGACCAACGAGAGAAACUCAUGGAAACCGUUUCUUCUGUAUUCCAAGGGAAGCUCAACAUCCUCGUAAACAAUGUGGGAACGUGUAUAGUAAAGCCGACGUUAAAGUAUACAGAGGAGGAUUUCUCAGUUACAAUGGCUACAAAUCUCGAGUCAUCUUUUCAUCUCUCACAACUCGCGCACCCUUUGUUAAAAGCAUCUGGUUCAGGGAGCAUCGUGCUCAUAUCCUCAGUAUCUGGAGUUGUGCAUGUGAAUGGUGCAUCCAUCUACGGAUGUGUUUUAGGAGCUAUGAAUCAGCUAGGAAGAAACUUAGCAUGCGAGUGGGCAAGUGACAGCAUAAGGGUUAACUCUGUGUGUCCAUGGUUCAUAGCAACUCCUUUAGUUAACGAAGUUCUCAGUAAUGAUGAGUUCAGAAAUGAAGUGGAGAGUAGGGCACCAGUGGGACGUGUUGGGGAAGCAAAUGAAGUAUCAUCGCUUGUGGCAUUUCUAUGUCUUCCUGCAGCUUCUUAUAUAACAGGCCAAACUAUAUGUGUUGAUGGAGGGUUCACUAUUAAUGGCUUCUCUUACAAGCCUCUGUCUUAAGGCGGCGUCUAUUGUUUCCGUUUACGUUUAUUAUCAAAUGUUUUAUAUAACAUUUUCAGUGUAUUGUGAUCACAAUUUUUGCGUCUUAACUAAUUGAACUGUAAGUGAAACCUAAGGGAUAAACGAAUCAUGUACAUUUUAAAAAUCUGGCCGAGUAGAAUCAGUAAGAAGAUUCGAUUGCGGAAAGCAUAUA